Alligator sinensis (Chinese alligator) is the source of this 792-nucleotide messenger RNA. It is a transcript of the gene TBX10, whose product is annotated as T-box 10. Gene Ontology annotation, molecular function: DNA-binding transcription factor activity, RNA polymerase II-specific; RNA polymerase II cis-regulatory region sequence-specific DNA binding. The coding region runs from base 1 to 792 and encodes 263 amino acids. The record is from RefSeq and is a predicted model, not a curated record. Lineage: Eukaryota; Metazoa; Chordata; Crocodylia; Alligatoridae. The transcript has 6 exons. Gene Ontology annotation, biological process: regulation of transcription by RNA polymerase II; positive regulation of DNA-templated transcription; cell fate specification. Gene Ontology annotation, cellular component: nucleus.
AUGACAGCCUUCAUCACAGCCAGCCUGAGCAUCCUGGCUGCAGACGGAGGCCCCUUCUCCAGCCCUGAGUGGGGCAGCUCUGUGGGGGCUCCCUGCCUGCUCGGGGUCCCGCAGGCCUGUGCAAGGUUGGGUGCAUUGGCUGUGGAGAGGUCCACAGGGCUCGGGGAUGAUGCCCACCAGCACAGGAAGAACCAGCGUGUAUCCAACGUGUCAGUGCAACUGGAAAUGCGGAGCCUGUGGGAGGAGUUCAACCGCCUGGGCACCGAGAUGAUUGUCACCAAGGCAGGGAGGAGGAUGUUCCCCACCUUCCAGGUGAAGCUCUCAGGCCUGGAUCCGCUGGCCGACUAUGUGCUGCUCAUGGACUUCAUGCCACUGGAUGACAAGAGAUACAGGUAUGCCUUCCACAGCUCUUCAUGGUUGGUGGCUGGGCGGGCAGACCCCGCAGCACCUGGCCGUGUUCACUUCCACCCUGACUCGCCCGCCAAGGGAGCACAGUGGAUGCGGCAGAUCGUGUCCUUUGACAAGCUCAAGCUCACCAACAACCUGCUGGAUGACAAUGGGCAUAUCAUCCUGAAUUCCAUGCACCGGUACCAGCCCCGCUUCCAUGUCGUGUUCGUGGACCCACGUCGAGACAGCGAGCGUUUUGCCCAUGAGAACUUCAAGUCCUUCACCUUCACUGAGACCCAGUUUAUGGCAGUGACAGCCUAUCAGAACCACCGGAUCACGCAGCUAAAAAUUGCCAGUAACCCAUUUGCCAAGGGGUUCCGGGACUGCGAGCCAGAGGACUGGUAA